Messenger RNA from Guyanagaster necrorhizus, 3120 nucleotides. RefSeq names its product Ca-transporting ATPase. Bases 1 to 3120 code for a protein of 1039 amino acids. Gene Ontology annotation, cellular component: membrane. Gene Ontology annotation, molecular function: ATP binding; ATP hydrolysis activity; transporter activity. The transcript is spliced from 7 exons. NCBI's taxonomy places the organism in Eukaryota, Fungi, Basidiomycota, Agaricomycetes, Agaricales, Physalacriaceae. The record is from RefSeq and is a predicted model, not a curated record.
AUGGGCUACGAACGAAGACGCUCAGGCCCUUUCCAUCCUCAAUCUUCCUCGAGCUUGUCGUCUUUCUCUCGUCGCGGUCGCUCUCCUCAACGGUCGCCCUCACCCCCAGCAUCCACCUAUUUUCCAUUACUAGCCUCGGAUCCGGACAAUGUACGACUACAGCCUGUCCCCGAUGCUGAAGCACACUUUUCCUACAGUACCACCCUCCGCAGACAUCAUCUAGAAGGGUCUGUUAUAUCGCCAUCCGAGCUGGCAUCGGCGGUGAAUGCAGAAGCGUCGAGUCUCUGGUCGCGCGUACUCGGUUGGAUCACUGGUCAACCACCGGAUAAUCACUUGGAAAGUGGAAGAGCUAUGCCCCGUCUGGAGCCGCCGAAGAAUACAUUGUCGUCGCAGUAUGCCCAUUGUUCUGUGGAGGAUACAAUAUCGCAUUACCGGACAUCCCUUACCGACGGCCUGCUGAAGGCGGAUAUUCCCAAUUUACUAGGGACACAUGGAUAUAAUGAGUUCUCUGUUGCUACCCCAGAACCCAUUCUUCUCAAAUUUGCCAAAACAAUAUACGAGAGUCCCCUCAUCCUGCUGCUAUGCGCAAGUGCAACCAUAAGCGCCAUAAUCGGCAACAUCGACGAUGCUGUCAGCAUUACCGUCGCUGUCCUCAUCGUACUCACGGUCGGCUUCGUGCAAGAACAGCGCUCAGAGAAGAGUCUCGAAGCAUUGAACAAGCUCGUUCCCCACCAUUGUCAUGUCAUUCGCGAGCGCGAAACACUGCACGUUCUAGCCAAUGAACUAGUUCCUGGUGACAUUGUCACUUUCUCAACAGGAGAUCGGAUUCCAGCAGACUUACGCGUGGUUUCUUGCGUAGAUGUAGAGAUUGAUGAAAGCAGCUUGACAGGCGAAACGGUGGCGCGACAGAAGAACACGGCAACCUGUGUGGGUCCCACUCCUGCUACUUUGGCAGAUAGAACAUGUAUCGCGUACAUGGGGACGUUGGUUAGGAACGGUCACGGGACGGGCGUCGUUAUUGCGACGGGAACAAAUACAGAGUUUGGCGCGAUUUUUACUAUGAUGCAAGAUGUAGAGGAAAAGCGCUCGCCGCUACAGUUGAGCAUGGACGAGCUUGCCCAGAAGCUUUCGAUGAUUUCUUUUGUCGUGAUCGGCGUUAUAUGUUUGAUUGGCGUGCUUCAGAGAAGGCCAUGGUUGGAUAUGUUCACCAUUGGAGUUUCUCUUGCCGUCGCUGCCAUUCCUGAAGGCCUUCCCAUCGUAACGACGGUCACGUUGGCACUUGGUGUUCAACGGAUGGCACACCGAAAAGCCAUCGUCAAGAAGCUUCAUUCUGUCGAAGCUCUGGGAUCGGUGUCGGUGAUAUGUUCCGAUAAGACGGGUACUCUGACGAAGAACGAGCAAACGGUCACCGAGGCGUACUCGGUUGACGAGGUCAUUCAUCUCAGUAACGAAGUCUCCCCCUCGCUACCUCCAGCUGUUCGCAUGGCGAUCGAUAUUGGCGCCCUGUGUAAUAAUGCCUCUCUAAGCCGGGACGAUGACAGGAAUUUCGUUGGGCAGUCUACUGACGUCGCAUUGUUAAACGUACUCUGUCAAGUCGGACUGCCUGACCGGAGAGCGACCUUCCAACGCCUCUCAGAAAAACCAUUCAACUCUGAGCAUAAAUACAUGGCAGUUAGUGGCAUUCAUCAUGACGCGUCGCCAUCGGGGAGGGAGAUCUGCUAUCUCAAAGGCUCAAUUGAAGCGGUCCUAGACCGGUGCAAAUUUUACUACGUCAAUGACGAAUCGACGCCUGCUUUGGAUCAGAAGGCUCGGAGUGUCAUACUGGGCAAGGCGAAAGCAACGGCAUCGAGAGGUUUACGAGUUGUGGCGAUGGCUUAUGGGUACGGCAGCGUUGACUUGACCACUUCAGCUGUGAAUGGCAAUGCAAUGCUCCCUUCAGCUCCCCCAACUCGUACAUCUUCUCCCGCCCCUGGAUCGUCAAAUAUGGUCUUUGCGGGUUUUCAAGCCAUGCUUGACCCUCCACGAAAAGGCGUAAGCGACUCGAUCGCGCUUCUACAAGCGGGAGGCGUCCAAGUGGUCAUGAUCACUGGCGACGCUGAGGAGACUGCACUCUCCAUAGCACGCAAGCUGGGUUUGAAAGUCAGCUCUGAGGGGAGUGGGUGUCUGACAGGCGCUGCUAUCGAUAGGAUGAGCAAGGAAAUGCUGAUGGAGAGAGUCGGAUAUGUGAGCGUCUUUGCGAGAACGACGCCGAGACAUAAGAUGGCGAUCGUAGAGGCGUUCCAAGCGAGAGGGAAGAUCGUAGCGAUGACAGGCGAUGGGGUCAAUGAUGCGCCUGCGUUGAAAAUAGCGGACAUCGGUGUUUCGAUGGGAAAGAGCGGGACUGACGUAGCAAAGGAGGCGGCAGAUGUGAUAUUGGUGGAUGAUAAUUUCAGUACGAUUUUGCCUGCUGUUGAGGAGGGCAAGUCAAUAUUCCAUAAUAUACAAAACUUCCUUUCAUUCCAGCUGAGCACGGCCGCAGCGGCGCUGACGCUAAUCACCCUCAGUACCAUGCUGGGGCUGAGCAAUCCGUUAAAUGCAAUGCAAAUCCUAUUUAUCAAUAUCCUCAUGGACGGCCCUCCGAGUCAGAGUCUGGGGGUUGAUCCCAUUGAUCCCGCAGUGAUGCGACGACCCCCCCGGAAAAAAGAUGCUUCGAUUAUAACGAAACGCGUCCUGUAUCGGGUCAUCUUCUCGGCUUCGAUCAUUGUGUUUGGCACGUUGUUCGUGUACAUUUUCGCUCUCGAGGAUGACAAGAUGUCUAGGAGGGAACAGACGAUGACGUUUACGGCCUUUGUCUUUCUGGACCUUGUUUCGGCCAUCCAAAACCGCGGUUUGGGAUGCGGGCUAACGCAGAACAAGAUGCUGCUGACGACGGUCAGCGUCUCAGCGAUAUCCCAGAUAGGGCUCGUAUACGUUCCUGUCAUGCAGUCUGUGUUCCAGACGGAGGGGCUGAGGAGAGGCGAUUUGGGCGUGAUACUAGGUUUAGCGGGUACGAGUAUGUUCUUGCAUGAAUGUAGACGACGGUGGGAGAGGAAAGGAAUAGAAGAGAGCGAGAGGUGGGGUAGAGUUGGGGAGAUGGUUUAG